GCCUCUCUGUCUCUGUUUCUUUGCUGCUUUAUUCCAGCAGGUUAAUCAUAGUCUUUGCCUAUUUAGGAGAGUAGCUUCAGAACCUCAGACUGUGGCUCAACGGCACAUGGGCAGUAUAAUAGUAACUAGAACCUACAACCAGUUUCUCAGUGCUAACACGGCCUCAGUGGACAGAUGGCCGAUCCAGACUCUCAGGCUCCCGUUAAGGUUUCACAGAGGAAACGAGUGUCUAUCGUUCCCCCUGCGGUCAGCCCUGAUCCCGGCCUGGACGGGCACCAGUUGGUCGCAGAACGGAACCGUGGUCGUGGGCUGGACAAUCAGGAUGGGCCUGGGGAAGAUGGAGAGGAGGACGAAGGAGCCAGACUCCAAGCACCAGCGCUCAACCUCCGCAGAGACUCGACCGCCAGAGUCUACAGACGCGUUGGAGACCAGGACCUCACAGCCCUCGAGCUGAUGUCUUCCCCCACGUCUGUCCCCCCAACGACCGCAGGCAGCACGGUGUCGGCUAAAAAGACGAUGCUGCUGUCCAACGAGGCGAGGAAGGAGAUGGUGAAGCAAGCGAGGGCCCUGAAGGAGGAGCGACGAGCAGCAUUGGAUGCUCGACACCGAUACCUGGUGGGCAGGUUGGCCAGCGCCGUGGGCCUGGGGGAGCAGGAGGUGGAGGACGCCCUCCUCUCUGAUGAGAAGUUCAGUGUCAUCGAUGAAUUCUUUGCUGCACAUGGAUCCAGGAAGCUGAUUUUCUUCUAUCAGCAUGUGAACAAGAGUCUUUCCUCCAGUUUUUCAUCGUCCUCAGCAGUGACACAGAAGAAACUCUUCCUCACCACAGGGACGUCAGAGCCUUUACUGGGGAAGUGUCUGUUCUUCUUGAGAACCACGGACAAGCCCAUAACCACCGCUAACGUACAGCAGGAAGUGAAUUUUGGUUUGCUGGACGCCAGCGAUGGAGGCAUCCUGAGCAGCCUGGAGACGCUGAUGGCUCAGGUCAUGUUACCGGCCCUCAAGUCUCAGCAGACGUGGGGUCCUGCUCAGGAGGACGCUUCCAGUCCAUUCGUCCAGUCCUUCCUGUCGUCAGUGGACCAGUUCGUCACUAAUCUGAACUCAGCCAGAGCCAACAUCGACACCCAGUUCCAGCUGCAGCAGGUCGAUCUGCCUGAUGAAAUCAGUCAGCUGAGCUGCCCUGCGGACUACACCUGUGCAGCCAAUAACAGCGAGCUGGUGGGGCAUCUGGAGGGUGUGGCCUCAGUGUGGACCAAUCAGAUCAAGCAGGUGCUGACAGAGAGCGAGCAGAUGAGGAAGGAGGCGGACGAUGUGGGACCAUCAGCAGAGCUGGAGCAUUGGAAGAGACGCUUGGUCACCUUCAGCAGUCUGAUGGAGGCAGUGAAGCGUCCUGAGGUGAAAAGGACUCUGGGAGUUCUUCAGGUGGCCAAGUCCAGAGUCCUGCGAACCUGGAGAGAGCUGGACAGAGACAUCACCGUUGUGGCCAACGAGGCCAAAGACAACGUCAAGUAUCUCUCCACGCUGGACAAAUUCUUCAGACCUCUGGAGAAAUGCUCUCCGACCAACAUGCUGGAGCACGUUCCUGGCCUGAUGACCAGUGUCCGGAUGAUCCACAGCGUGUCUCAGUACUAUAACACCUCAGAGAGGAUGACCUCUCUGCUGCUCAAGGUCACCAACCUGAUGAUCAGCACCUGCAGGAGCUACCUGUCGCAUGGCGUGGCCCGGAUCUGGGACCACAGCAGGCCGGAGCUGCUGCAGAAAAUCUCUACGUGUUGCCAUCUGAACAACCAGUACCAGAGGAGCUUCCAGACGGUCCGAGAUGAGCUGAGACAGCGCCCUGAGGACAGACAGUUUGACUUCAGUGAGAACUACAUCUUCGGGAAGUUUGACGCUUUCUGCAGGCGGCUGGAGAAAAUCGCUGACAUGGCGUCAACGAUGGAGAGUCUGGCUGCUCUGCAGCACAUGAAGGUCGAGGGUGUGGAGAACAUUUAUGUUCGCUACCAAAACAUUGUGACUACGACGAAGUCUAGGAGCUACGACGUGCUGGACCACCGCAGGCUGGAGUUUGACAGUGACUAUGCAGAGUUCCAGCUCCAGGUCCAGGCCCUGUUCCAAUCUCUCCGGUCGCUGCUGGACUUCUGGUUCCGUCAGUCUCUCACUACCGAACGGAUGCUAGAACUGCUGGCCGUGUUUGAGUCGGGUCCGACGGCUUGUUUGGACCUGAAGCAGCACUACCAGCUGCUGCUGCAGCGUUACGGCCGAGAGCUGGAGCAGCUCAAGAAGACCUACCAGAAGCAGAGCGAGCGGCCGCCCAUCGGACGCAACCUGCCGCCGGUGGCGGGUCGGAUCCUGUGGUGCCGUCAGAUGUUCAGGAAGACAGAAGCUCCCAUGUUGAUCCUUAAGAAGAAGCUUGACGAGCUUAAGGGACCAGAGAUGAGUAAAGUGAUCCAGAGCUACAAUAAGCUGGCGACGGUGCUGCUGCAGUAUGAGGUGCUGCAGCUGCACGGCUGGAGUCAGGCCGCAGAGAGAGCCUCACACUUCCUCAGCGCUGCCCUCCUGGUCCGACACGAGCACAGCCAGGAGGUCCUUGUGAACCUGGACCCAGCGGUGCUGGAGGUGCUGGCAGAAGCCAGGUGGAUGACCAAACUGGGGCUGGCGGUGCCAAACGUGGUUGUGAAGAUGAUGCGAAGAGAAGCUGGAGUCAGAGCUCUGUCCCAGCGGCUGCUGCAGCUGCUUCAGGACUACGGUUCGGCCGUAGCCAGGAUUCCUCCUCUCCUCCUGCCUCUGGUGCAGCCGUUCAUCAGCAGAGUGGAGGCGUCUCUGUCUCCUGGACUCACCACCCUGUCCUGGACCGCUCUCAACACCCAUGAAUUCGUAGACGAGGUGUAUGUGGCUCUGGACGAACUGGACCAGGUGGCCAGAGUCUCGACAGACGUGCUGAAGUGCCGCGUGGAGCGGCUGCUUCAGGCCAUGUCGUCCUGCCGCCUGCUGCUCCUGCCUGAAGACUCUCCGCUGCCACCGCUGGAGCUGCUGCAGCAGACGGAGCACGCAGCACAAGCUGCUGCCGUCACUCUGAAGCGGCAGAGUCAGCAGGUGGAGACGUACGUGAUGGAGCUGAUCGAGGAGCUGAAGAGGAAGAUGAAGCCGACAGACGCGGUUAAUCUGGAGGGGUCCUUCCAGUGUCUGCAUCCUGACUCCAAGCAGAAGACUCGCUGUCAGUCCUGUCUUCCCUGUCGGUUCUACAACCUGAUCGGCCAACUCUGCCACCGCAACACAGAAGCCCUGGUCAAAGCCACCAAAUCCUCCUUGGAUGCUUUGAGGAGAAGACUCCACGUCCUCAAAUACCAGCCAGCCUCCUCCUACAGCAGCCCAUCACCUCCUCCUUUGUUCAGGGCCUCCAUCCAGCUCUCCAUCCCCAACAUCGUCCUCAGACCCAGUCUGGAUGACAUUCAGACUACUCUGAACAAGCUGGUGAACGUGCUAUUGUCGGUGACCAGAGACAUUCCUCUGUGGACUUACUCUCACCUGCAGUACAAGCAGCAGCAGGUGGAGCAGGCAGCAGUUCGCGACGCAGGAGACGACAUCCUGGUGAAGCCGCCGGUGCUGAGGCCUCUGGACCGACAGCUGGCCGAGCACAAAGACAUCACCAAGUUGGUGAUUCAGCUCAGCUCCAUCGUCUCGUCUCUCAGACCUCAGGCCGCCGACACCCUGAAUGAGUUUGCUCACUUUUCCUCCCUGUGGAACCAGGACCCAGAGGAGCAGGUGAAGUCCUUCCUCCAGUCUGACCCCUCACUCACUGAGUUCAGCUCUCAGAUCUCCUCCUACUCUAGGUUGGAGGUGCAGAUUUCUGAGCUCCCGUCCUUCUGCACCGUGGGCUCCAUCGUCUUUGAUACCGAGCAGCUGAAGCUGGGGCUCACUCAGGAGAGUCGUCUGUGGAAACGGGCCUUCGGGUCUGCUCUCAACCAUCGGGCCUCGGCCGACAUGGAGGAGAUCUUCUCGUUCGUGGACAAACUGACGAGGCAUCUGCAGCGUCCCAUCACAGACCUGGAGGACGUGCGAGGAGCCAUGGCAGCGCUCAGAGAGGUUCGGGAGGCGGAGGUUCGCAUCGACGCCACCAUUGGCCCGGUGGAAGAAUCCUUUGCUCUGCUCAACAAACAUGAACUACACUUUAAUGAUGGGAACGCUGAGCGUGUGGAUGGUCUGAUGUACGCCUGGAACAACCUCAAUGCCCUGGUAGUGCAGAACCAGAACAGUCUGGUUGAGAUGCAGCCCAGCAUGAAGGCAGACCUGCUGUCUUCAGUCCAGACCUUUCAGGCCCACGUCCAGAGCUUCUGUUCGGCCUACAACAACAAGGGGCCGGGGCAGGAGGGCGUGUCUCCAGUCGAGGCCAGCGACCGGCUGCAGAGCUUCCAGGCAGAGUUUGAUCAGCUGUGGAGGAAGUACAUCACCUACUCUGGAGGAGAGCAGCUGUUCGGGCUGCCUGUUACCGAGUACCCAGAGCUGCAGAGGAUCAAGAGAGAACUGUCCUUGUUGUCCAAGCUCUACACUUUGUAUAACUCGGUCAUUGACAGCGUCACUGGUUACUAUGACAUCCUGUGGGCCGACCUCAACAUUGAGAAGAUUAACACUGAGCUGCAGGACUUUCAGAACAGAAUCCGGAAGCUUCCAAAAGCGCUGAAGGAGUGGCAGGCCUUCAGAGAUCUGAAGAGAACCAUCGAUGACUUCACUGAGACCUGCCCUCUGCUCUACAUGAUGGCCAACAAGGCCAUGCUGCCCAGACACUGGACGCGUAUCAGUGAGCUGACUGCUCACAGCUUCCAGGUGGAGUCGGAGAGUUUCUCCCUCAGAAACAUAAUGGAGGCGCCGCUCCUCAAACACAAAGAGGACGUGGAGGAUGUUUGUAUCAGCGCUGUGAAGGAGCGAGACAUCGAGGCCAAGCUCAGGGACGUGGUGGCCGAGUGGAGCAGCCACACGCUCACCUUCGCCACCUUCAGGACCAGAGGAGAACUGCUGCUGAAAGGAGCCGAGACCGCAGAGAAAAUCUCCAUGAUGGAGGACAGUCUGAUGGUGCUGGCGUCCCUGCUCAGCAACAGGUACAACGCUCCAUUCAAGCCGUCCAUCCAGCUGUGGGUGCAGAAACUCUCCAACACCUCUGAGACCAUCGAGAAGUGGUUGUCGGUUCAGAACCUCUGGAUCUACCUGGAGGCCGUGUUUGUGGGCGGAGACAUCGCCAAACAGCUCCCUCAGGAGGCCAAGCGCUUUCAGAACAUCGACAAGUCGUGGCAGAGGAUCAUGCAGCGAGCCCACGAGGUUCCCAACGUGGUUCAGUGCUGCGUGGGAGACGAGAUGCUCAGCCAGUUGCUUCCUCACCUGCUGGAGCAGCUGGAGCUCUGUCAGAAGUCUCUAUCCGGGUACCUGGAGAAGAAACGCUUGGUGUUUCCUCGUUUCUUCUUCGUGUCUGACCCUGCUCUACUGGAGAUUCUGGGCCAGGCCUCUGACUCACAUACUAUACAGGCUCAUCUACUGAGUCUGUUCGACAACGUUAACAGAGUUGUUUUCAAUGAGAAACUCUACGACCAGAUCAUCAGUUUUCAGUCUCAAGAAGGAGAAACUGUGAACCUCGGUCAACCUGUCAUGGCUCAGGGGAAUGUGGAGAUGUGGUUAGGACAGCUUCUAGCUGGUGUGAGGCAGACCCUACAUGCCAUCAUCCGUCAGGCCCACCAGGCCGUCAGCGACCCGGGUCUGAAGCUGCUGGACUUCCAGUCUGCAUAUCCAGCUCAGGUCGGCCUGCUUGGAAUUCAGAUGCUCUGGACCAGAGAUGCAGAAGAUGCGCUGACCCUUAGCAAGUCUGACAAAAAGAUCAUGCACACAACAAACCAGAAGUUCCUGGACCUCCUCAACGAGCUGAUCGACAUGACGACCAGAGAGCUGAGCAAGAAUGAGAGGACCAAAUAUGAGACGCUCAUCACCAUCCACGUCCACCAGAGAGACAUCUUUGAUGAGCUGGUGCGACUAAACAUACGUUCUGCGUCAGACUUUGACUGGCAAAAACAGUCAAGGUUUUACUUCUUGGAGGAUGCAGACAGAUGUGUCAUCCAGAUCACAGAUGUUGAGUUCAUCUACUGCAACGAAUACCUGGGCUGCACGGACAGACUGGUCAUCACACCACUGACUGACAGGUGUUACAUCACUCUGUCCCAGGCUCUGGGGAUGAGCAUGGGAGGGGCUCCGGCUGGACCAGCAGGAACAGGUAAGACAGAAACCACAAAAGACAUGGGUCGCUGUCUGGGGAAGUAUGUGGUGGUGUUCAACUGUUCAGACCAGAUGGACUAUCGAGGACUGGGACGCAUCUACAAAGGCCUGGCCCAGUCUGGAGCUUGGGGCUGCUUUGACGAGUUCAACCGCAUCGAGCUGCCGGUUCUGUCCGUAGCCGCUCAGCAGAUCUACAUCGUCCUCCAGUGUAAGAAGAACAAGAAGAAACAGUUUAUCUUCACAGACGGAGACGUGGUUGACAUGGACCCUGAGUUUGGCAUCUUCCUCACUAUGAACCCUGGGUACGCGGGUCGUCAGGAACUACCUGAAAACCUGAAGAUUCAGUUCCGCACCGUGGCCAUGAUGGUCCCUGACCGAGCUAUCAUAAUGAGGGUCAAACUGGCCAGUGCUGGUUUCCGUGACAACCAGGUUCUCAGCAGGAAGUUCUACACCCUGUACAAGCUGUGUGAGGAGCAGCUCUCCAAACAGGUCCAUUACGACUUUGGUCUGAGGAACAUCUUGUCAGUUUUGAGGACACUGGGAGCCGUGAAGAGAUCCAACCCGUCGGAAGCAGAGAAGACUGUGGUGAUGAGGGUCCUCAGAGACAUGAACCUUUCCAAACUGGUGGACGAGGACGAACCUCUGUUCAUGAGCCUGAUCAACGAUCUGUUCCCUGGCAUCGUUCUGGAUAAAGCAGGGUAUCCAGACUUGGAGGCUUCUAUCUGCAGUCAGGCUCAGCAGGCUGGUCUGAUCCCUCACCCCCCCUGGAUCCUCAAACUGGUUCAGCUCUAUGAGACGCAGAGGGUCAGACAUGGUAUGAUGGCUCUGGGGCCCAGCGGCGCCGGGAAGACGACCUGCAUCCACACGCUGAUGAAGGCCAUGUCAGACUGCGGCUCUCCCCACCGUGAGAUGAGGAUGAACCCCAAGGCCAUUACAGCCUCGCAGAUGUUUGGCACACUGGACGUCACCACCAACGACUGGACCGACGGCGUCUUCUCCACCCUGUGGAGGAGGACUCUCAAAGCCAAGAAGGGGGAGCACGUCUGGAUUGUACUGGACGGUCCGGUCGACGCCAUAUGGAUCGAGAAUCUGAACUCUGUUCUGGACGACAAUAAGACUCUGACACUGGCCAACGGAGACCGAAUCCCCAUGGCUCCCUGCUGCAAGGUCGUCUUUGAGCCCCACAACAUCGACAACGCGUCCCCUGCCACUGUGUCCAGGAACGGGAUGGUGUUCAUGAGCUCCUCUGUGCUCGGCUGGAGUCCCAUUCUGCAGGCCUGGCUACAGACACUACCAGAACAGCAGGCGGACGCCCUGAGACGCUGCUUCACCUGCUGCUACCAGGACCUGUUGGACUUUGUCUCCACGGCUGUGGCUCCUAAGAUGCAGGUGCUGGAGUGUAUGUACAUCAGACAGACCAUCGACCUGCUGCAGGGUUUGCUCCCAGCUGUGGAGGACAAACAGGGUUGCCAUGGUAACGUGGGACGACUGUUUGUGUUUGCUGUCAUGUGGUCUCUCGGGGCGCUGCUGGAGCUGGAUGAUCGAGCCAAAAUGGAGGCCUUCAUCAAGGGCCACGGCUCUGAUCUGGACCUGCCACACACUCAGGAUGACCAGACCAUGUUUGAGUUCACCGUUAGUGAGCAGGGCGAGUGGGAGCACUGGUCCAACAAGGUCCCAGAGUACGUCUACCCCAGAGACCACGUCCCCGACUACUCGUCCAUCCUGGUUCCCAACGUGGACAAUGUGAGGACGGACUUCCUAAUGCAGACCAUCAUGAAGCAGAGGAAGGCUGUGCUGCUGAUUGGGGAGCAGGGAACUGCUAAGACCGUGAUGGUGAAGGGCUACACAAGCGGGCUCAACCCCGAGCUCCACCUCAGCAAGACAGUGAACUUCUCCUCAGCCACGCUGCCCAGCAUGUUCCAGAGAACCAUGGAGAGCUACAUCGAUAAGCGGAUGGGCGCCACCUACGGGCCGCCGGCCGGGCGCAGGAUGACUGUCUUCAUCGACGACAUCAACAUGCCGGUUAUCAAUGAGUGGGGAGACCAGAUAACCAAUGAGAUUGUGCGUCAGCUGAUGGAACAAGGAGGCUUCUACAGUUUAGAUCGUCCAGGAGAGUUCAUCACCGUGGUGGACGUCCAGCUGGUGGCGGCCAUGAUCCACCCCGGUGGCGGUCGGAAUGACAUCCCUCAGCGUCUGAAGAGGCAGUUCUCCAUCUUUAACUGCACCCUGCCCUCCAACUCCUCCAUUGAUAAGAUCUUUGGCACCGUGGCUCAGGGGUAUUUCUGCCCAGAGAGAGGCUUCCCGGCUGAGGUCUGCCAACUGGCCGCUGCCCUCGUUCCCACCACCAGGAGAGUGUGGCAGGCGGUGAAGGCCAGGAUGCUGCCGUCUCCUGCUAAGUUUCACUACAUCUUCAACCUGAGGGACCUGAGCCGCAUUUGGCAGGGCAUCCUGACGGUGAAGUCUGAGGUAUGUCAGGACCCGUGGCUGCUCUCUGCUCUUUUCCAUCAUGAGUGUAGCCGAGUAAUCGCCGACCGGUUCAUCGACAGCAGCGACAGGUUCACGUUCAGCGACAUCAUACAGAAGAUCACAGCAGAGGAUCAUGGGAAGGCCCUGACUGAGCAUGCUCAGUGGGACAGCUGCUUUGUGGACUUCCUGCGUGAAGCUCCAGAGGUGACGGGUGAAGAACCUGAAGACACAGAGCUGGAGGCGCCGAAGGUGUACGAACCAAUCCCGUCUCUGGAUGCUCUGGCAGAGCGUCUGUCUGUGUUCCAGCAGCAGUACAACGAGGCAGUGAGAGGUGGAACCAUGGACCUGGUCUUCUUUAAGGAUGCAAUGACGCACCUGAUGCGCAUCUCACGAAUCCUGAGGACGCCACAGGGGAACGCCCUGCUGGUCGGGGUCGGGGGCUCUGGGAAGCAGAGCCUGACGAGGCUGGCGUCAUUCAUCGCAGGCUACCAAACCUUCCAGAUCACUUUGACCAGGUCAUACAGCAGCAGCAACCUGCUGGAGGAUCUGAAGGCUCUGUAUCGCAUCGCUGGUCAGCAGGGGAAAGGAGUCACCUUCCUCUUCACGGACAAUGACAUCAAGGACGAAGCGUUUCUGGAAUACAUGAACAACGUUCUGGCCAGCGGUGAAGUUUCCAACCUGUUUGCUCGUGAUGAGCUGGACGACAUCAUGCAGGAUCUGGUUGCUGUGAUGAAGCGGCAGCAGCCUCGCCGACCUCCCACCCCAGAAAACCUCUACGACUUCUUCCUGUCCCGAGUGCGGAGCAACCUCCACGUCGUCCUCUGCUUUUCACCUGUGGGGGAAAAGUUUCGGACUCGUGCCUUGAAGUUCCCAGGUCUGAUUUCGGGCUGCACCGUGGACUGGUUCCAGCGCUGGCCCCGGGACGCCCUGGUGGCUGUUUCACACCACUUCCUGUCUCAGUACCAGGACCUUCGCUGCUCAGACGCCGUAAAGCAAAGCGUGGUUGUGGCCAUGGGAGCCUUCCAGGACCUGGUGGCGGAGAAAUGUGGAGAAUACUUUGAGCGUUUCCGUCGCCAAACGUUUGUGACGCCAAAAUCGUACCUGUCAUUCAUCGACAGCUACAAGAUCAUUUACACAGAGAAGGUUGCUUAUGUGGGCACGUUGGCAGAGCGCAUGAGGACAGGUCUUUGUAAACUAAUGGAAGCAGAGCAGUCGGUGUCUCAGCUCUCUGAGGAGCUGGUGGUGAAAGAGCAGGAGCUGGCUGUCGCCUCCCAGAAGGCAGACGAGGUCCUGCAGGAGGUGACGGCCAAGGCUCAGGCUGCUGAGAAGGUGAAGCAGCAGGUCCAGAAGGUGAAGGACAAAGCUCAGCUUAUUGUUGACGAGAUUGAAGCUGAUAAAAGUGUCGCCGAGUCCAAACUGGAGGCUGCCAAACCGGCGCUGGAGGCUGCUGAGGCUGCACUGCAGACCAUCAAACCAGGAGACAUCGCUACGGUGAGAAAACUGCAGAAACCUCCCCAUCUCAUCAUGAGGAUCAUGGAUGCUGUGCUGCUGCUGUUCCAGAGGAAGAUUGACACAGUGACAGUUGACCCUGAGCGACCGUGUGUACGACCUUCGUGGACUGAGGCCAUGAAGCUGAUGCAGAACUCGUCCUUCCUUAGCAUGUUGCUCCACUUCAGCAAGGACACCAUCACAGAGGAGGUGGUAGAGCUGCUCGCUCCGUACCUGGAAAUGGACGACUACAACUUGGAGUCGGCAAAACGCAACUGUGGCAACGUGGCCGGGCUCUGCUCCUGGACCGAGGCCAUGGUCGACUUCUUCGGCAUCAACAAGGAGGUUCUGCCUCUGAAGGCCAACCUGACACUGCAGGAGGCCCGUCUGGUGGUCGCUCAGGCUGAACUGGCCAAAGCUCAAGAGCAGCUGGAUGAAAAACAACAAGAACUAGAUGCUGUGCAGGCGCUUUAUGACGCCGCCAUGAAGGAGAAGCAGGACCUGGAGGAUGACGCCCAGGCCUGUCGCCGCAAAAUGGCCAAUGCCAAAACUCUGAUCGAUGGACUGGGAGGAGAGAAGGUCCGUUGGACGGACAGCAGCGCAGGCUUCCAGACCCAGAUCAAGCACCUGGUUGGAGACGUGCUGCUGUCCACAGGGUUUCUGUCCUACGCUGGGCCUUUCAACCAGGAGUAUCGCAGCCUCCUGCUGGAAUUGUGGAAGAACGAGAUGGAGGAGAAGAAGAUCCCCUUCAGUCCUGACCUGAACGUGACUGGUCUGCUGGUGGACAAUGCCACCGUGAGCGAGUGGAACCUGCAGGGUUUACCCAGCGAUGACCUGUCCAUCCAGAACGGCAUCGUGGUGACAAAGGCGUCCCGCUACCCUCUGCUGAUAGACCCACAGGGCCAAGGCAAGACGUGGAUCCGGAACCGAGAGAGAGACAAGCAGCUCCAGGUGACGUCUCUGAACCAUAAAUACUUCCGUGCUCACCUGGAGGACAGUUUGUCUCUGGGUCGGCCGCUUCUGCUGCAGGAUGUAGGGGAGGAACUGGAUCCCGUCCUGGACAACAUACUAGACAAGAACUACAUCAAGUCUGGGUCUACUUAUAAGGUCAAGGUAGGAGAUAAAGAGGUGGAUGUGAUGAAGGGCUUCGCCCUUUACAUCACAACCAAACUGGCCAAUCCAGCGUACAGCCCCGAGGUCAGCGCCAGGACGGCCGUGGUGGACUUCACCGUGACCCAGCGAGGCCUGGAGGACCAGCUGCUGGGACGAGUCAUCCUGCUGGAGAAACAGGAGCUGGAGGCAGAGCGAGUGAAGCUCCUGGAGGAGGUGACGUCAAACAAAAGGAAGAUGCAGGAGCUGGAGGACAGUCUGCUGUUCCGGCUGACCAGCACUCAGGGCUCCCUCGUCGAGGACCAGUCUCUCAUUGAGGUGCUGCGCGUCACCAAGACCACGGCUCAGGAGGUGAGUGAGAAGUUGUCGGUUGCUGCGGAAACAGAGAUGAAGAUCAACCACGCCAGGGAGGAGUACCGGCCGGUGGCCACCAGGGGGAGCAUCCUCUACUUCCUGAUCGUGGAGAUGUCGCUGGUGAACAUCAUGUACCAGACGUCACUGCGACAGUUCCUGGGGCUGUUCGACUCCUUCCUGCAGAACUCAGCCAAGUCACAGCUCACGUCUAAACGCAUCAGCAACAUCAUCAGCUUCCUCACCUACCAGGUCUACUGCUACACAGCCAGAGGCCUCUAUGAGGAACACAAACUUCUGUUCACUCUGCUCCUGGCCCUCAAGAUCGACCUGCAGGCAAAAAGCAUCUCUCACCCUGAGGUGCUCACCUUCAUCAAAGGUGGAGCUUCUCUAGAUCUGAACUCUGUAGAAGCCAAGCCACGGCGCUGGAUCCUGGAUCAGACCUGGCUCAACCUGGUGCAGCUUUCCAGCCUGCAUCCAUUCACUCAGAUCCUGACUCAGGUGAGCCAGAACGAGCGUUCCUGGAGAACCUGGUUCGACCACCCAGCCCCGGAAGACGCCGUGCUGCCCAAUGGCUAUGAGGAAAAACUCAACAUUUUCCAGAAGCUUCUGCUCAUCCGGAGUUGGUGUCCGGACCGAACCAUUGCUCAGGCGCGACGCUACAUCGCAGAGUCUCUGGGUCAGCAGUAUGCAGAAGGCUUGGUCCUGGACCUGGAGGCUCUAUUGACCGAGAGUGACAGCAGGACACCGAUGGUCUGUCUGCUGUCGAUGGGCUCUGACCCGACUGAGAACAUAGAGCGACUGGCAAAGAGCAAGGGGGCACCAUGUCGCCCCAUCUCCAUGGGGCAGGGCCAGGACGUUCAUGCUCGCAGGCUACUGGCCAACAGCAUGACUGACGGCGGCUGGCUCCUCCUCCAGAACUGUCACCUGGGACUGGACUUCCUGGACGAGCUGCUGGAGACAGUCACCAUGGCAACGGCGGAGAGCGUGCACAAAGGUUUCCGGGUUUGGCUGACGACCGACGUGCAUCCAAGGUUUCCCAUCGCCUUCCUACAGUCAUCCAUCAAGUUUACCAACGAACCUCCUCUUGGAAUGAAGGCUGGUCUGAAGAGGACCUUUAGCAGCGUCACUCAGGAUCAGCUGGAGAUCAGCAGCUUGCCUCAGUGGAAGCCUCUGCUCUACGCCGUAGCCUUCCUACACACCACUGUCCAGGAGCGUCGUAAGUUUGGUCCUCUCGGUUGGAACAUCCCCUACGAGUUCAACCAGGCAGACUUUACCUCCAGCAUGCAGUUUGUCCAGAACCACCUGGACGACCUGGACUCAAAGAGAGGCGUAAACUGGAACUGCCUGCGCUACAUGCUGGGUGAGGUCCAGUACGGCGGCCGAGUGACUGACGACCUGGACAAACGCCUCCUCAACACCUUCACGCGCGUCUGGUUCAGCGAGAGCACGUUCAGUGAAAGCUUUUACUUUUACAAGGGCUACAGCCUCCCCAGCAAGACCAAGACGGUCCAGGACAUCCUGCAGCACAUCGAGGCUCUGCCGCUGGUCGACUCGCCCGAGGUGUUUGGACUCCACCCUAACGCUGACAUCACCUAUCAGACCAACCUGGCCAAUGACACGCUGAGCACCAUUAUCAACAUCCAACCCAAGGACAGUGGCGGUGGAGCUGGGGAGACCCGGGAGGCCAGCGUCCAGCGACUGGCCGCUGAGAUGCUGGAGAAGCUCCCGCCUGACUACGUGCCACACGAGGUGAAAAGUCACCUGCAGAAGAUGGGUCCAUUUCAGCCGAUGAACAUCUUCUUGCGUCAGGAGUUGGACCGCAUGCAGCGCGUCCUCAGCAUUGUACGGAGCACGCUCACUGACCUCAACCUGGCCAUCGAUGGCACCAUCAUAAUGUCGGAAGAUCUGCGGGACGCGCUGGACUGCAUGUUUGACGCUCGCAUCCCUCGCCUGUGGCUGCGGCUCAGCUGGCCCUCAGCCACGCUGGGCUUCUGGUUCACCGAGCUGCUGGAGAGGAACCAGCAGCUCAGCAUCUGGAUCAGCACCGGACGACCAAACCAGUUCUGGCUCACUGGGUUCUUUAACCCGCAGGGUUUUCUAACCGCCAUGCGUCAGGAGACGACACGCGCCAACCUGUCGAAGGGCUGGGUCCUGGACACCGUCACCCUUAGCAACGACGUCACCAGGAUGAUGAGGGAGGAUGUGUCGGCCCCGCCCCCAGAGGAGGUGGGCGGAGUCUACAUUUAUGGUCUGUUUCUGGAUGGGGCGGGAUGGGACCGGCGAGGUGCCAAGCUCACAGAGGCUCCAGCCAAGGUUCUGUUCACGCCUCUGCCUGUGGUGCACGUCUACGCCGUCAGCUCAGCCAGUGCAGCCGAUGCUAAACGUCCAGCGGCUGCAGGGGCAGCUCACCUGUACUCGUGUCCCGUCUACAAGAAGCCGCGGCGCACCGACCUGAACUUCAUCUUCUCUCUGCAGCUGAGGACGACGCGAGCUGCAGAUCACUGGACCCUCAGAGGCGCUGCUCUGCUCUGCGACUGCAAAUGAUCCGCGACUGUGAGUGAAGACCGUGACCUCAGGCGCUUCUGUAUCUACUGCUUUGGAUUAUUUGUUUGUAGGAUUUUUUUGGAUUAUUUGUUCAAAUGUUCAUUCUGCAGAAAAAAACAUGUAAGGACUUAAUGUUUGUUAGAAUAAAACUAGUGCAACAACUUUAAUGAUGUUUAAUUUUUUUAGUUUAAACUUAGGUCUUUGUAAUUCAAGUAAAAUGUCUAAAGGCCCCAGAAGCCCGACGGCAGCGAGUGGUGGACAAGAAGAGCAGACGUCACUUUGCUUCCGCGUGAUUCAAGUAAACU
Messenger RNA from Betta splendens (Siamese fighting fish), 14516 nucleotides. It is a transcript of the gene dnah5l, whose product is annotated as dynein, axonemal, heavy chain 5 like. Lineage: Eukaryota; Metazoa; Chordata; Actinopteri; Anabantiformes; Osphronemidae. The record is from RefSeq and is a predicted model, not a curated record. Gene Ontology annotation, cellular component: dynein complex. Bases 175 to 14211 code for a protein of 4678 amino acids. The transcript has 97 exons. Gene Ontology annotation, biological process: microtubule-based movement. Gene Ontology annotation, molecular function: dynein light intermediate chain binding; ATP binding; dynein intermediate chain binding.